AACAACAUGCAAGUGCAACAUAUGAACGGUGUUAUUCACUUUGCCUUCUUGACCCUCUGCAUCUACAGCGAGCUAGCCAUCUCUGCGAUGAAUAAUAGCAACUGCAGCAAUGACCGAGACAAGUUUUACCUAUCUAUGGUGGAACACUGCACAAGAAUGACGAAAUCAUCUUCAAGUAAUCAAUACAAAUUGGACGCAAUGGAUGCUGACAAAAAUUCAAUGUGUCGUGUUCUCGCUCAACCCAUUGUUGAAUCGCAGGCGUAUACUGUAUCAGCAGAGUUACUUAACCAAGCAGGGUGGCUGGGGAUAAACACCGGCCAUCUUGGUUUGCUGUUCAACGCUAAAGAUGAGAACAACUUUGAUUUUGUCUACUUUAGACCUCAUAGUGUUGGCAUCUGUUAUCAGACCGGAUUCAUGACGAGCGGAAAACUCAGCUUCAUCGAGAGUAAAGCGUGUCCUAAAGGUCCACCCAAAGGUGGGGUCUGGUUCUUAAUGACAGUUAAGGUUCAUGAUCAAGAUGCACAGAUUUAUUUCAAUGGCGACCUGGUGACGACUAUCAAGACCCAUCAUACCUUGCAGGCUCGUGCAGGAGUUUUUACCUUCCAUGGAUAUCAAAACGUGGUUCUUUUCAAAAACUUCCAAAUCGACCCUCAGCUGUAUGUCUCUAAAAGAUGUGUGCGCACAGUUGAAUUUCCGGGGUAUGUCAAACUCGAUGCAGAUCACGGAAGCUGGCCGAAGGAUGGCUUUUGUCAAGUAUCGUACUUAAACGGAUGCGGGACUGGGGACUACCAGAUCAGCGUGGACAUGUACAAUUUUUUGGGGCUAGAUAGAGCAAACUUUGGCCACUUAGGUGUAUUUUUCAACUCUGAAGAUGGGGACAACUAUGACUUCGUGUACUUCAGGCCGCACAGUACUAGCACUUGUUUUCAGACAGGUUACGUUUACAAAGCCUAACCAAAGUUUGACGGAGCCAAAACCAGUGCUUGCCCUGCUGGUCCUCCCAAGGGAGCAGAAUGGUUCAAUGUCAGGGUGACCGUAUCAACAGCCACUCCUGCGGGGAAAGUCAAAGUAUACCUCAACGACAAUCUGGUGACGUCAUGGAAUCCUCGUUAUGUUCCCAAAAGUCGUGGAGGUGUUUUGGUCGCAAAUGGUUAUAAGAAUGUGGUGUACUUCAGGAAUUUCCGAAUAUUUUGAGAUAAAAAAAUAAAUUAACGGCGGUUCUAUAUUUCUAUUUCGUGGGAUUGUAGGUUUCUCGGGAUCCGGAAUUAGGCCGCGGCUGAAACCGACGGUAUGCCGGCAGGCAAACGCUGUAGUUGUCAUUUAGAUUAAAACAAAAAAGGAAAAUAAACCGUGAGCUA
Messenger RNA from Stylophora pistillata, 1358 nucleotides. Its product is annotated as putative skeletal organic matrix protein 7. The record is from RefSeq and is a predicted model, not a curated record. Lineage: Eukaryota; Metazoa; Cnidaria; Anthozoa; Scleractinia; Pocilloporidae.